Molecule: messenger RNA, 2851 nt
Organism: Hippocampus zosterae (dwarf seahorse)
Lineage: Eukaryota; Metazoa; Chordata; Actinopteri; Syngnathiformes; Syngnathidae
Gene: chrne
Product: cholinergic receptor, nicotinic, epsilon
Exons: 12
Coding region: 312-1817 (501 amino acids)
Biological process (GO): monoatomic ion transmembrane transport; signal transduction; nervous system process
Cellular component (GO): neuron projection; postsynaptic membrane; synapse
Molecular function (GO): transmembrane signaling receptor activity; acetylcholine-gated monoatomic cation-selective channel activity
Source: RefSeq, a predicted model, not a curated record
AAGGAAGAACAACGAUAUAUCUCACCACAUUGGCUAUCACACAGAUGCACACAUGAGAGUAGAUUGGCAAGUCAAUGUGACUGUACUGUACAUGGGCUGCUGAUCCAUCAAUCCAUUCACAAGACCGCUGACCUAAGGAGAAAGGAUAGACAGCUCUUUGGAUUGGUUUCCAGUCACAGGAAUUGUGAAUGGGCGUUGAGUCGGAAUUGCUCGCUGACUGACGGCAUGAAAGUAUAAUUUCAACUUGUGUGAACCACUGCUAAUGGCCAGGCGGUGCUGAUGUAAGCAAAUUACAUGAAUUGAGGAAUUUCAUGCAUCUGCUGGCAAGACCCUUUCGGGGUAAUGAAGAGUCGCAACUGAUUGGAAAGAUGCUCAAAGGUUAUAACAAGAACAUUCGUCCUGUGGUUCAUCCUGAGGACAAAGUGGAGGUUCAAAUCAAGCUGACCCUCACCAACCUAAUCUCCCUGAAUGAAAAGGAAGAGACUCUUACAACCAAUGUCUGGAUUGAAAUCCAAUGGGUUGAUUAUCGUUUUGCGUGGAAUGCGUCCGAAUACCCUAGCAUUGAUAUCAUCCGCAUCCCCAGCAAAACUGUGUGGCUCCCUGAUAUUGUCCUUGAAAACAACAUCGACGGCAAGUUUGAUGUGGCUUACUACGCCAACGUAUUGAUUUCAAGUGACGGAUCGAUAUAUUGGCUUCCUCCCGCUAUCUAUCGCAGCACGUGUGCCAUAGAGAUCACCUACUUCCCUUUCGAUUAUCAAAAUUGUACACUAGCGUUCAGAUCACAGACAUACAGUGCCAAUGAAGUGGACCUAAUUUUAGCUGUCGGAGAAACAGGCGAAAGAAUUGAAUGGGUGGACAUCGACCCUGAGGCUUUCACUGAGAAUGGCGAGUGGGCCAUUGUCCAUCGUCCAGCCAGGAAGAUGAUAGACCAACGAUACUCCCCUGAUGAUUUGGAAUAUCAGGAGAUCAGUUUCAAUCUGGUCAUCCAGAGAAAGCCCCUUUUUUACGUGAUCAACAUCAUCCUGCCUUGCUCGCUCAUCUCGUCACUGGUCGUUUUAGCAUACUUCCUACCUGCACAAGCUGGAGGACAAAAGCUCACGGUCUCCAUCUCGGUCUUGCUCGCCCAGACUGUUUUUCUCUUUCUUAUUGCUCAAAAGGUCCCAGAGACAUCACUUUCUGUCCCCCUCAUUGGCAAGUACAUCAUCUUUGUUAUGUGCGUCACCACACUCAUCGCUACCAACCAAAUUGUGGUGUUGAACUUCUCCCUGCGUAGCCCCAACACUCACACCAUGUCUCAUCAAAUCAAGCAUAUGUUUUUGGAGACGGUGCCCCGCUUCCUUGGUAUGGCGUCUCUGCUGGAUGACAACGAGGUGACAUCAGAGGUAGAUGGCAUGAGAGAUCGAAGACGAGACUCCUUCGGCCUCAUGCAGAGAGCAGAGGAGUAUGUGCUCAAACAGCCUCGCAGUGAGAUGAUGUUUGACAAGCAAAAAGAGAAGCAUGGGCUGAUGCAAACGAACGAUGGCAUUGACGCCAACACGACAGCCAACCUGUACAAGAGUUUAGCUCAAGCUGCACCCGAGAUCAAGCAAUGUGUGGAUGCCUGCAAUUUCAUUGCAGAGACCACAAGACAACAAAAUAACAUCGGCUCUGAAAUUGAAAGCUGGGUACUGAUCGGGAAGAUGAUUGACAAGGUGUGUUUCUGGGCCGCCAUUCUUCUUUUCAUCAUCGGCACAGUGGGGAUCUUCCUAACGGGACAUUUCAACAGGGCGCCCGAAUGGCCAUUUCCUGGAGAGAACAAAAAAUAUGUCCCAGAGUAAAAUACAUUUUUAAAAAGAACAAUUAGAAUCUCCCGAGCCUGAGACUUCCCAACGGUUCAAAAAAUACUUGGGAGAGGAUGAUCGUAGUGAUAUGCACAUGGCUUCAAUUUACUGUGCACAACAUCAAAGAUGUAACAUCGCAUCACAGCACAGCCCCUGAGAUUCCAGGCAGACUUGCGACCUUGAUCUUCAUCUCGAUGGGAGUUGUUUAGACAGGCCAGGUCUCAUUAAAACAUUUUAAAUCAUUAUCAUCAUACAAAUCAUGCAGGUUUUACACGUAUACUGUGUUUGCGGUAUGAAUUAAAGCAAUACGUUCUUAAUGUUGUAUGAGGUGGUACAUGGUAAAGUUUAGUGGGGGGAGGGGUGCAUAGUUCUGUUUUUUUCUAGAUUGUAUCAUAAUGUUGCCCUUUUUGUGUGGGCCUUUAUUGACUCAACGCGUUACCACCAUCUCUGAAAAAGACUGAGUUUUUCUUUGCCGUACUAUGUCUUAUUUGAAGAACGUGGGUGUGAAUCUUGAGCCAGCCAAUUCAUGCAUUCAUUCAUUUCCCGAACCGCUUAAUCCUCACUAGGGUCGCGGGGGGUGCUGGAGCCUAUCCCAGCCAUCUUCGGGCAGUAAGCGGGGGACACCCUGAAACGGUUGCCAGCCAAUCGCAGGGCACACAGAGACGAACAACCAUGCGCACUCACACUCACACCUAGGGACAAUUUAGCAUUUUCAAUCAGCCUGCCAUGCAUGUUUUUGGAACAUGGGAGGAAACCGGAGUACCCGGAGAAAGCCCUCGCAGGCCCGGGGAGAACAUGCAAACUCCACACAGGGAGCCCGGAGCUGGAAUUGAACCCAGUACCUCUGCACUGUGAAGUCGACGUGCUAACCACUGGACUACCGGGUCACCCCCAGCCAAUUCAUUAAAGCCUUAUUGUUCUUAUGAUAACUUAUUUAUCAGGAUACCUUGUAGGAGGAAGAUUUACGCUGGGGAGCUAAUGCCUUGAUGUCAUUGUGCUGUGUUUUCUAAAUAAAUAAUUGAAUACAUGCA